Messenger RNA from Hypomesus transpacificus, 1467 nucleotides. It is a transcript of the gene eif4e2rs1, whose product is annotated as eukaryotic translation initiation factor 4E family member 2 related sequence 1. The coding region runs from base 211 to 882 and encodes 223 amino acids. Gene Ontology annotation, biological process: translational initiation. Gene Ontology annotation, molecular function: translation initiation factor activity; RNA 7-methylguanosine cap binding. Lineage: Eukaryota; Metazoa; Chordata; Actinopteri; Osmeriformes; Osmeridae. The transcript is spliced from 6 exons. The record is from RefSeq and is a predicted model, not a curated record. Gene Ontology annotation, cellular component: eukaryotic translation initiation factor 4F complex; cytoplasm.
UACUCUACUGCACUCGCGAGACAGGAAGUGGUCAAUGAGCGUGAAGCUAUCUAGAGUCUAGGUACUUAGAGUUAGCUAAGUAGCACUAACGGAGUUUAGAAAUACGUUAUUUACCGCACGUAUACACUAAUUUAUCAAACAAACUAUCGGCAUUUGCUCAAGUUUUAACCAUUGAUUAGUGUCCGUUUCUGAUUGACGUGGGGGUCUAAGAUGAACCAGUUUGAACACCUGAAAGACGAGGAGAACGUAGAGCACGAGGAGCAGAACUGCGACACGGACUGUUCCGUUGGAAACAACAACCGACGCAAGCUGGUGAGUUCGGCGGCAGGGGAACAUCCUCUCCAGUAUAACUACACCUUCUGGUAUUCUCGUCGGACGCCCAGCCGUCCUGCCAACACCAACUAUGAGCAGAACAUUCGUCAGAUAGGAACCGUUGCCUCGGUGGAGCAGUUCUGGAAGUUCUACAGCCACCUGGUUCGUCCAGGAGACUUGACAGGCCACAGUGACUUCCACCUGUUCAAGGAGGGGAUCAAGCCCAUGUGGGAGGACGAGGCUAAUAAGAGUGGGGGUAAGUGGAUCAUCCGUCUGCGUAAAGGCCUGGCCUCUCGCUUCUGGGAGAACAUCAUCCUGGCCAUGCUGGGGGAGCAGUUCAUGGUGGGGGAGGAGGUCUGUGGUGCUGUGGUGUCUAUACGCUUCCAGGAGGACAUCCUGUCUAUCUGGAACAAGACGGCCAGUGACCAGGUGACCACAUCCAGGAUCAGAGACACGCUGCGCAGAGUCCUCAACCUGCCGCCCAACACCAUCAUGGAGUACAAGACUCACAACGACAGCCUGAAGUACUCACACAAUCACACACACUCACACAUGUAUGUACACUCCUAACCCUAACUCCUAGUCUUGUAUGACUGAGGGUUUGUCUCCACAGGGAUAAUUCCAGCUUCCGCAACACUAAGAUUACACUGUGAGGAGGAAGAGAAGGAGGAAGAGAAGGAAGAGGAGAAGGAAGAGGAGAAGGAAGAGGAGAAGGAAGAGGAGAAGGAAGAGGAGAAGGAAGAGGAGAUGAACAGACAGAUGAAGACCCAACUGUCCUGCAGGGUCAUCACCCCAAGUGAAACAAACAUUCCUCCCUCUGUCUUCCCUUCCCUGUCUUCCCUCCCUCUUUCUCUCUUUCUCCUCCCCCCCGCUCCCUCCUCUCUCUCCCUUUCUUCCUCCCUCCUCUCUCUCUCCUACCUACCUUGCUCGCUCGGUCACAGUCCCCCCUUUCUGACCCUCCAGUUUGGACAUGUCAUUGCUAUGGGUACCGGUGGUUUCUAUAGAGAUCCUUUUUCACAUGGAGAAAGUUUUGUUUCCACGGAGAUGGAAACAGAAUGUGGGACCAACAAUAGUGUGUGUCUAUGAUGUGUGUGUGUGUGUGUGUAUGAUCAUUGUUGCCAUGUCAACACAGAAGUAAAAUGUUACUUUGGUAAA